Molecule: messenger RNA, 333 nt
Organism: Octopus sinensis (East Asian common octopus)
Lineage: Eukaryota; Metazoa; Mollusca; Cephalopoda; Octopoda; Octopodidae
Product: piggyBac transposable element-derived protein 4-like
Exons: 2
Coding region: 1-333 (110 amino acids)
Source: RefSeq, a predicted model, not a curated record
AUGUCGAAGACGAGGUAUUCGAAAAUAUCUCAGUAUUUGCAUUUAACUGAUUCUACCAAUGCCCCCAACAAAAACGACCCAAACUACGAUCCCCUGUACAAAGUACGUCCUGUAAUUGAUUUACUUGUAAAUAAUUAUAAAACUGUUUAUUUACCUGGGAAAAAUCUCAGUGUAGAUGAAGCCAUGAUAGGCUAUAAGGGCAGAGUACAUUUUCAGCAGUACAUGCCUGCUAAACCUACUAAAUGGGGGAUCAAAAUAUGGGAAGUUUGUGAAUCGGAGACAGGAUAUUGUGUAAACUUCAAUGUUUACACAGAUAAAAAGCCUGAUGAGUAA